CCGUUUACAUCUUCAUCAUUCCAAUCCAUUUUAUUCCCUUUUGUUUUCUAUAUUCAAAUCAAGUGUUAUUCCAUGGCUCCCAAGGCAGAGAAGAAGCCCGCCGAGAAGAAACCAGCGGAGGAGAAGAAGACUACCGUCUCUGAAAAGGCUCCGGCAGAGAAGAAACCAAAGGCCGGAAAGAAGCUACCGGCAAAGGAUGGGGUAGAUAAGAAGAAAAAGAAGGCAAAGAAGAGCAUUGAAACCUACAAGAUCUAUAUCUUUAAGGUGUUGAAGCAGGUGCAUCCAGAUAUUGGUAUUUCAAGCAAGUCUAUGGGUAUAAUGAACAGUUUCAUUAAUGACAUAUUUGAGAAGCUUGCUCAGGAAUCUUCUAGAUUGGCUAGGAUCAACAAGAAACCUACUAUUACUUCUAGGGAAAUUCAGACCGCGGUUAGAUUGGUGCUUCCUGGUGAAUUGGCUAAGCAUGCUGUAUCAGAAGGGACCAAGGCAGUGACUAAGUUUACCAGUUCAUGAUUUUUUAGGUUUGUUUUGAAUUUUUUUUUGGAAAAUUAGGGUUAGGUUUUGUCCAAUGCUUACAAUCGUUGAUGUUUUUACCCCUUGUUGAUUUCUGGUUUUCUAUAUUGUAACUAAAUUGUUGUUGCUAUGUCUAUGAACAAAUCUACUUUUCGUCUA
Solanum dulcamara is the source of this 669-nucleotide messenger RNA. Its product is annotated as probable histone H2B.1. Lineage: Eukaryota; Viridiplantae; Streptophyta; Magnoliopsida; Solanales; Solanaceae. The record is from RefSeq and is a predicted model, not a curated record. The transcript has a single exon. Gene Ontology annotation, cellular component: nucleosome. Gene Ontology annotation, molecular function: protein heterodimerization activity; structural constituent of chromatin; DNA binding. Gene Ontology annotation, biological process: nucleosome assembly. Bases 73 to 510 code for a protein of 145 amino acids.